Molecule: messenger RNA, 1097 nt
Organism: Acipenser ruthenus (sterlet)
Lineage: Eukaryota; Metazoa; Chordata; Actinopteri; Acipenseriformes; Acipenseridae
Product: anaphase-promoting complex subunit 10-like
Exons: 5
Coding region: 189-746 (185 amino acids)
Biological process (GO): anaphase-promoting complex-dependent catabolic process; protein K11-linked ubiquitination
Cellular component (GO): anaphase-promoting complex
Source: RefSeq, a predicted model, not a curated record
GCAGAACAUGCCGGUAUGUUUACGUCACGUAGAGCGAUUUAAAUUUACAGCGCGAGUGGGAAAUUCGAAGUGAUCCAGCAGCAGUCGGGUUGGGAUUUGUGUUCUUUGGAGAAAACUAUGGUCCUUUAAACUGGAUCUCAAAACCAAGCGACGACAGCUUGUGAGGGAAAUAUCUGCUGACCCAGAAAAUGGCAACGGCAAGCAAGACCCCACCAGGUGCCGACCCCAAGCAGCUGGAGAGAACAGGAACAAUCCAGGAAAUCGGUUCCCAGGCCGUUUGGUCCUUAUCAUCAUGUAAACCAGGGUUUGGAGUUGAUAAGUUGCGCGAUGACAACCUGGAAACCUACUGGCAGUCAGACGGCUCUCAGCCUCACCUGGUCAAUAUCCAAUUCAGAGCAAAAACUACAGUAAACAUGCUAUGUAUGUAUGCAGACUUCAAAUCAGACGAGAGUUACACGCCAUGCAAGAUCUCUGUCAGAGUGGGGAAUAACUUUCACAAUCUUCAAGAGAUAAGGAAACUGGAGCUGGUAGAGCCCAGCGGGUGGAUACACAUUCCCCUGCUUGACAUCGUAAACAAUCCCAUUCAAACCUUCAUGAUCCAAAUUGCAUUACUGAGCAACCACCAGAAUGGCAAAGACACUCACAUGAGGCAGAUUAAAGUCUACACACCAGUGGAGGAGAGCUCGAUUGGGAAAUUCCGAAGGUGCACCACAUUAGACUUCAUGAUGUAUCGCACAAUCAGAUGACCGUCAUUGCACAAUAUUUUGUUGUGGUGAAAAUCUAAGAUUUGGUCCCCAAACACUACUUUUUUUUUUUUUUUUUGGUUCUGUUGACAAAGAACACUCGGAAUGAAUAAAGUUUAUAAAUUAUUGAGGUUCUUUUUUUUAGGGUGUAAUGUAUACAUUUUUAAACCAUGCUGAGGUUUAUACUAAUAAAGUGCCUUGAGUUAUGAAGAGCGGUGAAGAGCUUUUGUAGUUUCUUGUGUAUUUUGAAUGCAAACUCUCAAUACAUUUUUUUUUUUCAUUUAAAUGACCAAUGCUGUAACACAGUACUAGCAUAUAAACAAGGCAAAAACAUGUGUAAUACAUUUUUUAUGG